AUGAUCUGGUUUGUAGAAAAGGAAGAAAGGAAGAAAGAAAGAAAGGAAGGAAGAAAGAAAGGAAAGAAUAUCUUUUAUAGAGGGAGGCAGCAGCAGCAGAAACAACAGUGA
This is a messenger RNA of Trichophyton benhamiae CBS 112371, 111 nucleotides long. RefSeq lists its product as uncharacterized. The record is from RefSeq and is a predicted model, not a curated record. The transcript has a single exon. Bases 1 to 111 code for a protein of 36 amino acids. NCBI's taxonomy places the organism in Eukaryota, Fungi, Ascomycota, Eurotiomycetes, Onygenales, Arthrodermataceae.